Molecule: messenger RNA, 3527 nt
Organism: Carica papaya (papaya)
Lineage: Eukaryota; Viridiplantae; Streptophyta; Magnoliopsida; Brassicales; Caricaceae
Product: topoisomerase II-associated protein
Biological process (GO): deadenylation-dependent decapping of nuclear-transcribed mRNA; P-body assembly
Cellular component (GO): P-body
Molecular function (GO): RNA binding
Source: RefSeq, a predicted model, not a curated record
AACAAAAAUAAUAAAUCACCAUCGUUAUCCCCUUCCUAGGGUUCCUCUCUCUUUCUCUCUCUUCUUUCGUUUUAAGCCAAAGCAUAUUCGCUAAGAAACCAAAACCUUCCAGCCAUGAAAAGUUUUGCCCAAUUACCUGUACAGAUCUUCGAUAGAAGCCCUACAGAUUUCAUUUAAGGGGGUUUCUACUUGAUGGGUUUCCGAAUUUUUUUUUUGGAUAUAUUAGAAACCGCUGAAUUUUUUUGAUUUCUAGCUUUUAUUGGGCGCUUCUAUUUAGAAUUUUUACCUUCUGCCUGAAUUUCAAAAUUUUUAAUCGUUAAUUAGGGUUUUUUUUUCUUUGCUCUUUUAACUUCGCUUCGAUUGUUCCUGGCGUCGAUUGUUCUCGGUCUUACUGUAAUUGAGAGGUGUAUAUAUGAUGGAUGGGUUUGGGACUGGCAGUAGUAGUCAACAAACUCCCAGAAUGGAGGAUCUUAAGCAAUUUGGAGAUAACAAUACAGGAGGUGCCGUAUUCGAUGCAUCCCAAUAUGCUUUCUUGGAAAAGACGUUGGUGAGGAAAUUGAGUUGGGAGGCUUGGAGGAUGAAGAGGAUGACUUGCCUGCAGCUGGGCUAGAUGAAGAAGAGUUCCUUUUUGAUAGAGAAGAGGGUGGGGUUCUAAGGUCCUUGUCUGAUAUUGACGAUCUUGCUAGUACUUUUACAAAGUUAAACAAGGAUGUUAGUGGACCAAGAGGCGCAGGGGUAAUUGGUGAUAGGGGAUCCAGAGAAAGUUCAUCUGUUAGCGAGUGGGGGCAAGGGGAGGAGUUCCCUAAUUGGUUUGAUCGGCAUAUAAAUGACUCUGAAAGCAUUCCAGAAAGCAAACGAUGGUCAUCACAGCCAUACUCAUCUUCUCAUAUUGCAGAACCUCCUAAUAUAUAUAGAACAUCUUCAUAUCCCGAGCAGCAACAACAGCAGCAACAACAUCAUCAACACUUCUCCAGUGAACCAAUUCUUGUGCCAAAAUCUUCUUAUACUUCAUAUCCUCCUCCAGUGCAGAUCACAGCAUGCGUCGCCAAAUCACCACUCAGGCCACCUGAAUGUUCCAUAUCUUGCUGGUGGACCGCAGAUGGCAUCUUCCCCAAAUCUGUCUCCCUUCUCUAGCCCUCAUCUUCAAUUAGCAGGCAUGCAUCAGGUGUCGCAGUUUGGGGGAACGUUGCCUCAGUUUGCCCCUGCUCUCUCUGUUAGUAACCGACCAAUAAGCCAGUGGAAUCGGACCGGUAUUUAUCCUGGUGAUAACUCCAGCCUCUUGAGCAAUAUGUUGCAACAACAGUUACCUCAACAACAAUUCUCUCAUCAAAAUGGUUUGGUACCUCCACAGUUAAUCUCACAGAUGCAACCACCACAACAUAGGAUGCACCAUCCAGUCCAAUCAUCACUGGGCCAUUUACCGGGGUUGCAGUCACAACUAUUCAAUCCUCAUCUUUCCCCAUCCCCACCGAUGAUGAGCAAUUUUGAUGCAAUUCUUGGUCUUGGUGAUCCAAGAGAUCAAAGGCCAAAAUCAGCUCAGAGAAAUAGACAGAAUCUACGCUUUGCUCAAGGUGCUGAUACUGGUGGCCUUAAGAGUGACAGUGGGUGGCCACAGUUUCGAUCAAAAUACAUGACAGCUGAUGAAAUUGAGAAUAUUCUCAGGAUGCAGCUGGCAGCAACUCACUGUAAUGAUCCAUAUGUAGAUGAUUAUUAUCAUCAGGCUUGUCUUGCAAAAAAAUCUGCUGGGGCAAAGCUGAGGCAUCACUUUUGUCCAACUCACUUAAGGGAUCUUCCUUCCCGUGCACGUGCUAAUAAUGAACCUCAUGCUUUCCUCCAGGUUGAUGCUCUUGGAAGGGUUCCUUUCUCUUCAAUUCGUAGGCCUCGUCCCCUUCUCGAAGUGGACCCUCCUAAUUCAAAUUUUACUGGCAACUCUGAGCAGAAGGUUUCUGAUAUGCCCCUAGAACAGGAACCUAUGCUUGCGGCUAGAGUUACCAUUGAGGAUGGUUUAUGUCUCCUUCUUGAUGUAGAUGAUAUCGAUCGUUUUAUACAAUUCAAUCAAUUCCAAGAUGGUGGAAAUGAGUUGAGACAGAGGCGACAUGCCUUGUUGGAAGGUCUGGCAGCAUCACUCCAACUGGUUGACCCACUAGGCAAGAAUGGCCACACAGUGGGGCUUGCUCCACAGGAUGAUCUUGUGUUCUUGAGAUUAGUCUCCCUUCCUAAAGGCAGGAAGCUCCUUGCAAGAUACCUUCAGCUGCUUUUUCCAGGAGGGGAGCUUAUGCGAAUUGUCUGCAUGGCCAUCUUCCGUCAUUUAAGGUUCUUGUUUGGAGUACUUGCUGCAGAUCCAGGUGCUGCAGAAACAACUAAUAAUCUUGCUAAGGUUGUUGCAUCAUGUGUUCAUGGAAUGGAUCUUGGUGCACUUAGUGCUUGUCUUGCAGCAGUCGUUUGUUCCUCUGAGCAGCCCCCACUUCGUCCUGUUGGGAGCUCUGCCGGAGAUGGGGCUUCUCUUAUCCUUAAAUCCGUGCUUGACAGGGCAACAGAACUGCUUCGUGCUACAAACUACAACACUGCUAAUAUGUCACUUUGGCGUGCUUCAUUUGACGAGAUCUUUAACCUUUUCAUGAAGUAUUGCAUAAACAAAUUUGAUAGUGUCAUGCAAUCAUUGCGUUCUCAGGUUCCGCCAAAUUUAGCUGUUGAGUUGUCAGAUGCUGCCCAAGCUAUUGCUAGGGAAAUGCCUAUUGAACUUUUACGUGCAAGUUUUCCUCAUAUUAACGAGCAGCAAAAAAGGGUCUUGAUGGAAUUCUUGAAGCGUUCCAUGCUCGAUAGUCAUGAAGCUGGCAAUGGUGGUCAAAUGAAUUCAGAGUUGGUGCCGAGUUGAUAGAGAUGCAAGUAUGAACAAAAUACAUGCCAGUGAACCGGUCAAUGAUGAGAAGGUUGAAAAUGCGAUGAAAGUGUUCAUUGGAUCAACGGAAUUAUGGGGUACAUGUGUUAUACAAAGUUCCUCUGCAACAUCUAAUAAGGAACAGGGCUGUGAAUGGUGGAUCCAUGGUACCGUUUUCAGUCCUUUCAGAUUUCUGAGUUUAAAUGUUUACUUGUUUUUGCUUAAUUCCAUGCUGCUGCUUCGGCAAAACAAGCAGGCGUAUGUGUAUUAUGUUAGAACUGUGCUGCGAUUUAGUCCUCUUCUAGUUUUUGCUAUGAUUUUCUUUUUAAAUUUUUUCAACUAUGGGAGCUAAUUUUGGUGCUCUACUGUGAAAUUCCUGACAUGGAGGCGUAGCGGGUUUAGUAUGUAUAGGGUUCAGUACAGAAGAUGGGAUCUCUCACUUUCCUGUUCUAUUAUUUUUCCAAGGAGGUGGGAUGGAUGUUGUGUUUAUCUAUUUGAUAAAAUAGGCCUUGCGCUAGUAAAUGGCAAUAAAGCCAUGGAUAUCAGCUGUAGUGUCCUCAAAUGGGAAGAAGUUUGUGGUCUGAACCGUAAUGAAAUCUAAGCCUAUCUGUAAUAGUGGGUUUUGCUUUAAAUUCGAAUCCUUUCUAGA